Molecule: messenger RNA, 1515 nt
Organism: Stomoxys calcitrans (stable fly)
Lineage: Eukaryota; Metazoa; Arthropoda; Insecta; Diptera; Muscidae
Exons: 3
Coding region: 40-1440 (466 amino acids)
Biological process (GO): transmembrane transport
Cellular component (GO): membrane
Molecular function (GO): transmembrane transporter activity
Source: RefSeq, a predicted model, not a curated record
AAUACCCGGAAGUUAUAAAAUAAAAGUGCCUAAAUAACCAUGGCCGAAACGCCAACUCUAAAUUAUGAGGCGAAUAUAAGUGGUUCCAAGUACUCACUAUCGGCUGCACCCACAUCAGCAUGGUAUAGUGUGCAUCAUUUGAGUACAAUGGCAGCAGGUGCCUUUAUAUUCUUCAGCGGAGGCAUGGCCAUGGCACAUGGCUUAGGAUGGUCGGUGUAUCCAACCACCGGCUAUAGCCUACACUUUCAUUUAUCCUGGUUCGUAGCGGUGCUUAUAGGCGCCAUUUUGUCGGUGCCUGCUAUCAAAAUAAUGCCCAAGAAAUAUAUCACGAGCAUUUCAGCAGCAUUGAUUCUAAUGGGUGGCAUUGUUUUCAUAGUUGCUCCCUAUAGUAUAGAUGUCCUAAUUGCUGGACGCUAUCUCAAUGGCAUGGCAGUAGGUUUGGCCAUCACUCCAUAUCUCAUGCUGAUUGGGGAUAUAUCACGUUUUGGCACCCGAGGCACUUGUCUAGGCAUUGAACAAUUAUCGCUUACCCUUGGCUUGGAACUCCAAAUCAUCAUUAGCACACAGUGGGAUGUUACCACCACAUUUGCGGUCAAUCGUUUGCAUGGACUUCUGGAUGUUGUCUUUGCCAUAUUUAUUUGCAUAGCUCUAUGGCAUUUUGUGGAAUCCCCCGUGGACUAUUUGCGCAUGGGCGAUGAGCCAACUGCCCUGAGUAUCAUGGCUCGACUAAAAAAGCCACCUGGUGCCAAUAGUGCCGCCAAUAUUUUACUCAUGGAACACAACACCUAUCUAAGUGAACAGAGUGAGCUGGGCUUUGGCAGCUGCAUAGGACCCAUGUUCAAGAUGAUACUUUUCCGAAGCAUGAUGUUGGCCUUUACUUUCUCCUUGCCUUUGACGAGAACAUUUAAAUACAGUAAAACUGCCACUUUAUCCUUGACCACUACCAUGUUGGUGGCCGGCAUACGUAUAUUAGGAGGAUUUCUUUCCCUACUAAUCACAGAUAGAUUGGGUCGAAAAUUACCCGCUUUAAUUUCGUCUUUGAUAACUGGUAGUCUGAUGAUAACUGUAGCCGUAAUAUGCCAAAAAUAUGAUAAUUUAACCAAUCCCCGUGCCAUGAGCUAUGUUUUUAGCUUCUGCUUGAUAAUACAAUUCUGGUCUGGACUUUUUGCCCCACUAACCUCGGUGUAUGUGGCUGAAGCUUUUCCCCUAAAAAGAAAAUCCUAUUGCAUUGCAUUUUGUGUGGUACUGGAACAAGUCAUCGGCAUUCUUGUCUUAUGUCUGGCAACCCCCUUGGGAGAUGAUGGCACUCUCAUUGCUCAGGGUAUUAUAAUAUUGUUGGCCAGCAUCUUCUUUGGCCUAACCAUGCCCGAGACGAAGCAAACUUCAUUGCGAGAAGCUCAGAAACGCUUUAGACAUUUCUUCAACUGGAAGUCGAUUUAAAAUUGUCUAUGUUUAACUUUGUCAGUCAUCGAUUUUUUUUUAAUAAAUAUGAUUUUAUUUUUUUGUAAAACUUUU